This is a messenger RNA of Naegleria lovaniensis, 12912 nucleotides long. RefSeq lists its product as uncharacterized. Lineage: Eukaryota; Heterolobosea; Eutetramitea; Acrasida; Naegleriidae. Bases 1 to 12912 code for a protein of 4303 amino acids. The record is from RefSeq and is a predicted model, not a curated record. The transcript has 2 exons.
AUGGUGAAUAGGAAAAUUUCAAUCGAGAUGCCAUCUGUCACUUCUGAUGGCAUCACGUCGCUCGUGAUGAUGAUGAUUGUUUGGAUACAAAUUAUAACAUUAUUCAUUGGAAUCAGUAAUUUUGGAGUAAACGCAUAUGUUUUUGAAACACGAACACCACUCACAUGUGCUGAAGCUGCCACUAAAUGUAUGUAUUUUCAAAUUCUCUCAAUUUCACACAAUUUCUUGUUAUUUUCCGUCCACCUGCCAAUAUCUUAUCUUCAUACAGACCGAUACGAAAAGAAUGUGCUGGGUCUAUCACCAACCUUCAUUCCUCCUCCGAUGUAUCCUCAGGAAGCGACAUGUACCCUUGUUGAGAAUGGGAAUUCUCACUAUCCGAGCUUCAAUUUAAAAUUGACAAGUGGCUCGCCUACGUUCAUUUCUGGAAAACCAGCCUUCCUGUACAAUCCAAACUCAAACAUGUCCAUCUAUCUUUCUGAACCUAUUACUUUUAUCAAAGCAGAUAAUUUGUUUUUCAAUUCAUAUAAUUCUUUGGUUUGGCAAUUUUUACAUGUGAAAGAUUUGCUGCUAGCUCAAAACUUUGUGGUUACUCCUUCGGACACAGAUAAUCAUUUUUAUGGAGGAGCAUGUGGAAAAAUUAUGGCAAACCCUAGUGUGAAUGGUCUGUCACUCAUGCUAGGUUCUGUAUUUUUAUCAAAUUGUUCAAUGAUUAAUGGAUAUUAUGAUAGUGUGGUUGGAUAUGGUGCAACCUUGAAUAAUCCUCCACCUGAAAUGUUACCUUCAAAUCCAGCAUUUUCAUUAUUAACAAAUUAUUCUGGAAAUUAUUCAUAUAUUGGAGUUGGUUUUAAACCAGCAGGUGUUCCAAAGGUAAUUGACACAUCAACAGGACUUGUUCAAGAAUUAUCGUUCUUAUUUGGUAGUACUUGUACUGCCAAUGAUGAAUGUAGUGGAAAUGGUGUUUGUAUCACCUCCAAUACUGGAUGUCGCUGUUUUUCAGGUUAUUAUGGACCAAAAUGUAAUUUACAAAUGAGUAAUUUAACACAAGCAGAACCACAACAGCCAUCCAGUGCAAACAGCACCAAUGGAGAUUGUAUUUUGUGGAUGAGAGGAGAAGACACGUAUGCUGAUUAUUAUUCUAAUGUUAUUAGUAGUACCAUCACAAACCCAUUAUUCGCUCCAGGAGUUAUGGGAAAAUCCAUGUAUUUUGAUCCUUCCAGUGUAAAAAUUGAUGAAAGGAUAGAAAUUAAGGACUUUGCAUUCCCCAAAGAUGAGGUCACUGUAUCUUUUUGGAUGAAAUCAACCAAUGAGGGUGAUCAUUUGGAAAAGGGAACUCCAUUAGCUUAUCAAACCGAUGAUCUUAGCUUUGGAUUUUUGAUUGAUGAUUAUCGAAGUCUAAAGCUCUCUGUCAAUGGUUCUUUUGCCUUUCGUUCUGCACUCAAUGCAGCCACAGUUUUUGACACCACUGUGAAUUUGAAUACAAAUUCAUGGCAUCACGUUUUGGUCACCUGGAGCUCAUCUACGGGUGUGCUAAAACUCUAUUUGAACGGAACGUUAACACAAUUUGCCACAAAUUAUAAGAAAAACGUUUCUAUUCAGCCAAAAGGAUAUUUAACGAUCGCACACCAAAGAGUGUUUACCAUUCAAAAGAAUAUUACCUUUGCCUCAAAUAACCGAUUCAGAGGAUAUUUAGACGAACUUGCAAUCUUCGAGAGAGUAUUAAGCCCUACAGAGAUUUCAAUUCUCGCUGAGCCAGGAAUUUUUUGUUUUGGAAAGUCUAGCAAUGAUCCAAAUGUUUGUAAUGGAAGAGGAUCGUGUAUGUCAUUCAACAAAUGCUCGUGCUCUGCAACUUCCAAUGGAACCCAAUGUGAAACCUGUAAACCUGGUUACGUUGGUGAUAAAUGUCAAUACGUGACAUGUGCUGGAAUUCCUUCCUAUAACUCAUCCGUAUGUUUAGGAAGAGGUGAUUGUGUUGGCAUUGACACGUGUGCAUGUACCUAUACUUUUAAAUUUAGUGGACCUAAUUGUGAAAAUUUUACAUGCAAUGACGGACAAGGAUGUCAAAAUGGAGUUUGUACAGUGAAUGUGGGCAAUGAAAAACAACCAGUAGAUAAUAUAUGCAAAUGCAAUACUGGAUACUAUUCGGAAAAUAAUCGAUGUCUCACCAACAAGUGUAACGGAAAAUUUGCUGCAGAUCCAAACGCUUGUUCUGGAAAAGGUACCUGUGUUGGCUUAAAUGUCUGUAAUUGUCAAACAGGUUACCUUGGAGAUGAUUGCCAAUACAGCUAUUGCAUUGGAAUUCCAUCCAAUGACACAAAGGUUUGCCACUCCAGAGGAACAUGCACAGAUCAAAGAUGCUCUUGUAAAUUCUCUUGGACCACUGAUGACGAAACGACAUGUAGCUGCUUGAAUUACAAAACUGAAGAGACAUGUUUAGGAACCGUUCCCAAGGCAUCUGAAGCCUUAAUAGCUACAAAUCCACAACCAGAUCAAUACUUUGUUUUAGUGCCUCCACAAAAUCCAAAAAUUCAAGUCACAAUGAAAGAUGUACCAUCGGUCGGAAACAUUGCAAUGGAUACUUUUAAGAGGAAUUUAUAUUGCUAUUUAACAUUUAACUCACAAGUCACAACUUUUGCAGCAGCAACUAUUUUAAGCCAGCAAGAUAGACCCUGGUGGAAUUUUGAAUUUAACAUUGAGUGUCCUUUAACAAUACCAAAUGGACAAACAAAUGGAACAUUAACUGUUAGGUACAGAGACAUUUACACGCCAGAUAAUGGUUACGUGAUUGCUCAACUUCCUCAAACAGUUGUUGUGAAAAACUUUGCUCUGACAGCUUACAAGUCAAAUGUCAUCAUAUCUGGAGAUCCAAAAAUUUAUAUUUCCUAUAACGUUCCACUUCCGAUCAACUCAAAUAUUUAUCUCUUCAGUAGCUCAGGAUCUGUUGCACUCACUCGUACUUUAGAGACCAUUAAUUUAUAUGAGGGGAAUGCUUAUUACAGUUUAACCAUGUCACCUGCCACUUAUCUUUCCAACACGUUUGGAUCCACACGAGUCCAAUACAUGGAUUACAGCUUGAGUUUUUUACUUUUAAAUCAAAAUACCAUGACUUCCUAUUCAUACCCAAGCAGUAUUAUUGAAAGUGCAUCGGGAGGCCGUCCUGUCUCAUUUGUCAUACUUGUUCAAGGACCCCUUACCAGUGUGACCUCAGAUUAUAAUUGUGUACUGAAAGGAAAUUUAGGUGCAACGACCAAUGUGGGAGUGAUUGGAAUUCAGACCAAUUCGACAAGUUCCAUUGUGACUUGUGCGUCGACAUUAUUGACAGUUGUCGAUAGGUAUUCAGUCUCAGUGGUCUAUAUUGGAAAAUCUCAAAGUGCUGUCAACUCAAAUUAUGCAGUGGGAACAUCGCUUACCAUGGAUAUUGUGAGCGUUCAAACAAUUACCAGCGAACCAGUGUUUGUGACCAGUGACCUGUCAAUUGUCAAAUUUAGAUUUUCCACAAGCACUCCUUAUACGGGUCCGCAAUACAGCUAUGUAUGCAUUUCGAGUAACAACACAAUUUCCAAUGCUGUUCUCUCUGGAUCAAACAUUGAGUGCAACGUUGCCGUACCACAUGAGAACGCCACAACAAGUACCUCACUGUCCAUUUCAGUGAAACACAAUUUGUAUAUGUCCCAAUAUGUUUCACUGUUCACAGCACCUUAUAUUUAUCUCAAUAAGCAAGAUAUUUCCUCUACAGUACCUGCCGUGCUUCAAUGGAAUCUUGGAAAGGUCACUGCUACUUUGAAAGUUUUGUUUACUGUCAACAAAGACUUGAAACAACAAAAUUACUAUUGUCAAGUUGAUGGAAAUAAUUUUCAAGGAACAGUAACAGGAAAUGCAGUGAGAUGCAACAUCGACUAUACACUCUCAAGCCCAAGUUUUGAUAGUAAUGGAAUUUAUUACACAUCUCUUACAAUAGCAGCUGAUAAUGGACAAGGUAUUAUUCCAGUAUCCAACUCUUUCAGUAUACCUAUUGCAGGUAAUUCGAUUACAAUUCAUCCACUUCACACGAGUCGAUUUUUAUAUUCAGAGAAUCAGGCACAGAAUUUUACACUUCAAAACUUUAAGCUCAAUAAGGCAAAAUUCAACUGCUCCAACCUUUCCAUACAAUUGAAUAAUUAUGAAGGAUCAAAAUCUGUGGCUAUUUUUCCUGCGAUAAUUCUUUCAGAUUGUUCAGUGAUUUUCAUGUACAAUCCUAAUACCGUUUCAUUUUCUAACGAGUAUUUCCCUGCAAAUAUUGUUCCAAAAAUUGAAUUUAUUUAUUCAGAUUCAGAGAAGAGCGAAUUAUUGGUGUCUACCAAUUACUACUUUGUGAACAAGUAUUUGAGAAUUUCAGAAUCAUUUCCCUAUGUUAUUGAUUAUUCCAUUACACAAACUCUGAACAGCAUUCUGUUGAAAGUGAUUGCAGAUGGUAAGAUUAACACGAAUUUUGAGUACAAGUGCAUUGUUGGAACCAAUGAGUAUCCUGUCACCAUUUUGACAAGUGACGUGUUUCGAUGUGAUGUCAUCUCAACAGCAUUUGGAGUUUCCUCUCCCUCAACUCUUAAUGUUUACCUCAAUGUCUCUAGAGAAAAAGUCAGCAAUGAUAACAUCAUGGUUCAGACAACAAGAAAUAAUUUCCUCAUUUCAUUCACAACAACCAAAUUUUCACCCAAUUAUUUGAACAUUGCCGAAAAUUCACCACUAUUUUUCAGCUACAGUAAUUCCACUCCAAUGAUUGAUACUGGAUCCUAUUUUACCAAUAACUAUCAAGUCGAAUUGUACUCACCUGCUCUCUCUGUGACAGUUCCUUGUCAAAAAACUCCAUCCAAACAAAUUCUCUGUAAUGUGACAUCGAAUUUGCUUCCAAUCACUACUUCAGUUCAAUCAUUCACUCCAACCAUGAAAUCUACAAUUCCUAUUGAUGGUACCAAUUACAAUACUAUUCUUACUACGAUGAGUCAAAAGGUCAUUUCCUACAAAAUUCAAACCAUUCAAAAGACCUAUCCUAAAGCUUUUAUUUCAAACUCCAUUUCUCCCUUUUACAUUCAAGUUCAGACUUCCUAUGACCCAACACUUAGUAUACAAUGGGAUUGUUUUGCACAAUACGACCAAGCAAAUCCAAACAUUCGAUGGAGUGCCACUUUUUUGCAAAAUGGAAUUCUUGUUUGUCAUGUGAAUAGUACCAUCCUCAAUAAGGCAGUGAGUGGUAUUGUCAAUCUUGGAGUUUAUUUCUCUGUGAAUAGUUUUACAAUGGACAACCAACCAUUACAGUUUUCAACAUUCAGUCCAUCCAUUUACUCUCUAACGACAGGAACCACUAAAAUUGUGUCAAAUGAUACAAUCUUAACUGUUGGAUCUUCCUUCAGCUUGAAUAUUACACAUUCCCAAACCAUUCCAACAGAAUUGAUUACUAGUGGCUUAGCUGUUUGUGUUUUGGGAAAUACUGUAGUUGGGUCCGUGUAUGGAACUUUGACAUCCAUGGGCAUGAAUAAGUAUACUUGUGCUUUUGCGACAACUUCAAAAACUUAUGGACUUUUAACACUCACGGUUGGAUAUUACGAAACAUUUGCAACACUUUCAAAAGUUUUUGAAUUUUCACUUUCUAACAAUACGGAUCAAUGGAUUACCACCAUUCCACUUGUAUCGAUUCAAUCCGUAUCUCAGAGUCUAGUCCAAACUGGAAGACCAUUUUCUCUCACAGUGAUGACUUCGUUUAACACUACAGCAUCUUUUGGAGUUCCAACUUCCUAUGUUUGCAUUUGGGAGAAUAGUACUGGAUCGACACGAGAAGUGGCAGCCCUAAUCAUCAAAGAAGGAAUCUUUAAUUGUUCAUUGACAGAAACAAUUUCUGGACUUUACAAGCUAUCGAUUGGAAUUAUUUUGAAUUUCAAGCCAUCCAGUCGAAUUACCAAUGCUCCGGUUGCAGUUAGUGUGAUUGGAGGAUCGUUUUUCACACCUUCGUAUGGUCUUAUUGGUGGAGAUACCAUUUCAUUGUUAGCAGAUUUUGCAAACACUCCCACAAUCAAUGCAUACGUUAUUGGAGAUGAUUCUGCAGUAUUUACAUGUUCAUUGGUGAGCGAUCAGAAAUAUUCAUGCAUGACACCUAAUUUACUAACCAAUCCAAAUUCGUACAAAACAUUUUAUCCAUAUCCAGUGAAAGUGAAUAAUAAUCGAAUGACUGUUUCAUAUAUUCCAUACAUGCAGGUAAAUGUCACGAGUGUGUUUCCUCCAUUUGUGUUGGAAGGAAAAUCAUCCGAAGUGACUACUACAUUCUCAGCUCCAUUGACCUUGUAUACUAACACGAGUUUUGUACUCGAGUUCUUUGAUGGAUUUAACACCAAGAUUGAAACCACUCUUGGAUUUUCACAAGUUCAAAGUACAUCAGAGAUUAAGGUAUCUUCGUAUUUUGGAAAGGCAGCUAAUUAUAUCAUUUCUGCUUCAACAAAUCAUCUCGUGGAUGGUUAUCCUGUGCUUAUUAAUAUUGUAUCUAAUGGCGGUUUGUUCCAAGUGUUGCAACCUUUUGAUGUCCAAUUGUCCUCUUCACAAAGUGAUAUUUUACUGAUCAAUGUGAUGAAUGAACUGUUAUUAGAUGUCAAUUACAGAUCACUGACGCCAACAGAUGCUGUCAAGCAAAAUUUAUAUUGUGACAUGGGAGGUCAAAUCACAAAAGCUCAAAUCAGUAAUAAUGUGAAUGGAGUAGACAAGUUAAAAUGCAACGUGACAAGUACAUCCAUUGGAAGCAAUUCAGUGAAAAUUAUUUAUUCAAAAGAUGGUUAUGUGGAGACAUUGAGCUCUUUGAUUUCAAUCUAUUUUGAGAAAAAUUAUGUGCCUCUCAAUGUCACACCAUUUGUUUCUUUGACAAGUCCUGUGGAUGUUGCAGUAGUAUUGAAUGGAAAUCCUUUCGUGACGACUGAUCUACUUUUUGUUUGUGCUUCAGAUGUAGCGUCUGCGCUUGCAGCUUCUGAGGCCAUUGUUUCUGGAAGUAAUAUUCAAUGUCGAUCUCUUCAUGGAAAUACCAAAACAGCAUUUGACGUCUAUGUCAUGAGUAGACUUCGAACCAUUCCGUACAAAUUGACAUCAACACCAUUUAACAUUUAUUUCCAGACAGUACAAUCGAUCUAUUUUAUUAAUCCAUUUGUCACCACUCUCAGUGCCAACUCUCUGACACUUCCAACCAUUCAAGUGUCCAUUCCUGAUAUUCAAAUUCUUGAAACUGGAAAAGUAGUGUGUUUGGCUUAUUUUGGAUCUAAUUUACAGCAAGCAGUUUUAUUGAACCAAAUUACACAAGGAACCGUCAAUUGUCCAUUCACUCAACAAAUUACCAAUUCAAUUGGAUCCAAAGGAAGUGUUGAUAUAAGUUUGGGCGUGUUCGAUGAUUUCUCCAAGUCAUACAUUUUGAUCACAAAUAAGAAGAAAUUAACCUAUGUCAGUGCUCCCAUUGUCAUUUCAAAUUGGAAUUCAGCUGACAUUUCAACAUCAAAUUUCAAUGGCAAAUCCUUCCAACUUAACUUUGAUACAUCUGCCUCCAACUUGAACUACAAUGUUAAAAUUAACAAGGACAGUGGAUAUUUAGAUUUGGGUAGCUCUGUAGGUGGUGGAAUUUUAUCAUUUGUUGCACCUUUUAUUGUUUCCAAGGAAAAUUAUUCAUCAAGCUCUCCAUCAAAUUACAUUGCUGAACCAUCAAUUCCAGUAAGGAAAACAAUGUUGCUUGAUGUCAUCAAUACGGACAUGCCAGCCUCUAAUCCUAGCCGAGUUUCACAAAUUAGCAUUACUUCACUCGUGGUUUAUGAUUUUGUACAAGUUGACAAAAUUUCACCCUAUGCUCUCACAAUUUCGGAUAUUGUGACCAGAGGAAGUGGAUUCAGUAAGGCCAUUGUCAGCUUUUCGAAAUAUUCCAUUGAUUCAAAUUUUUCUCCAAUUACAUGCAAAGUGUGGAAUGGAGCUAGUUCUUUCAGUGUGGCCAUUAAUCCAAUUUCUUCCAUGAGUGUAGAGUGUUCACUUCAACAAAUCACAGGAACACCUGGAAAGUACAACAUUCAACUCGAGUAUAAUUCAAACUCCAUUACUCUUGCUAAAUCCAUUACAAUAUUACAAACAGGAUUGUCAUUAUCUAGUAGUAACACUAUUGGUUCUCCAUUGGGAGGAACUAACAUUUCACUUCCAUUCUCAAUUGAUUACCCAACCAAUCAGACUUGGAGUUCCUAUUCCUAUUCCAUGUCAUUCCUUUAUCAAAAUAAUUUAAUUCCAUUUUCUUCAUGCUCCAAUAGUGUGACUAAUAUGAUUCGUUGCAUGACACCAAAGAUGGAUCUCGGCUAUUUGAAAUCACUCCAGUUACCAGUUGUGGUAUUGAUUGACAACAUGCCAUCCAUGACACUAAAUCCUCAACUUUCAAUAUUAAGGCAACCAUUGGUGAGUUAUAUUUCACCAUCAUUUAUUGAUCUACAAAAGGUAUACACAGCUGGUGAUCGAAUGACAUUCACAUUUGAUUCAAAAGUAGAUUAUAGAUUUAAACCUGCUGUGCGUUAUAGAACCAUCUCCAAUCCUCAAUUAGUGACCAAUGACAUUUGGACAUGCUACAAAAAUUCAGAAAAAUCUAUCAGUUGUCCAAUGCCAAGCAUUGUCAUCAAUUCGAAUGGUUUCAUUCUCGUAGAUAUUAGUUUUGAUUCAUUCCAAUCCUUUUACACUCAUUCUUCCACUAUUGAAAUGAGUACAGUUUCUUCCUUAUCUAUUUAUCAAGUGAGUCCUCAACUGGUCGAAAUAUUAACACCAACAAUCGUGUCUAUUACUUUAUCAAACGCUCCAAGAAAUGUUCAACCAAAAGUUAAAUUGUUUGACGAUAUGAUGAGUGUGAUUUAUGAUGCAACAUUUAGUGACAUUUCCAAUCAAAUUACAUUUUCAACGAAACAAAUUUCACAUCCAACGCGUUCACUCUCAUUCAAGCUCUCUCUUGCAAUUUCCAUAGAUAAUGGAUAUUCUUUCAUCAGUAAGGGAGAUUUUAUUAAUUUUUAUUCAAGUGUUGUUUCUGUUUAUCCCAAACAAGGUAUUGCUGGACAGUUUGUGAAUAUAACUCUGAGUGGAGUUCCUGAAUCGACACUUUCUUCACAACUAGGACUGAAAUUAAGAUUGAAUGGAGUUGAAUACUCGACCACACCAUGUUCCAUCUACUCCAAUCAAUACUUUUGUUUGACUCUUCCAACGAUUGCAGGUUCUUAUCAUGUCAUUCUUUAUCGUAGAGACACUUUUGAAGAAUUGAGAGGUUUUGGAAAUUUAAUGUACAAUAUUGUCGAUCCACCACUCUAUCGUGGUUUGUAUCCAUCUCUCGUCUUCUCUUUCACCUCCAAAAUUUCAAUUCAAGGAACAUUUUCACUUGGUUUCGAUAAGAAUCAAGUCUUUGCGAAAAUGGUUGUGAAAAAUGUCAUGAGAAGUAUUUUACAAGGAGAGACACAAGCACCUCUUUCUGUCAUUGCUGUUGGACCUUCGAGUAUUGACCUCGCUCCAACAUUAGCAUCCAAUGCGUUGCCUUCUGGAGUUUAUAAUCUCAUGCUAUCCAUUGACUCUGGAAUGACUUUUACAAAUGUUCAAACCAUGAAUUACACAAGUGCUCUUUCUAUCAAACGAAUUCGAAAUGCAACUCCUGAUUUUGCAUUGGACGGACAAAUUUUAACCAUUGUUCCAAAUAAUUUGUACAUUUCAUUUGAUAAUGAUCUUCCAUGCUAUGCAUCUUCUUCAUUGAAAUUCCAAAUUACCAGUUCGUCAAGUAUUUCUUCAAUUUCCAUGAGCUUGGAUUCCAUUUAUGCCAAAACAAGUUUGACAGGUAGCUCAGUAUUUGAAUGUAGUGGUACGGAAAUGUACAUCUUAUUCCCUGCUCUCAAUGAAACAUUAUCACAAUAUUCAUUGCUUGGAUUCCCAUUUACAGUUUCAUUUGGAAUUACUUUUAAUGACAUUGAUGUUUAUUCUACUUCAGUAAUUUUGAAAAACAAGUACGAUGAGCCACGUCUUGUCAGUGUUUAUCCUUCCAUUAUUGAAAGAAAUCUUCCUACUACAGUUGUCAUUACAGGUGAAAAUUUAGCUGCAGCUGUCGGAUGUCAAUUCAAUUUACCAGAUUCUACAAUUGUACGAGUUCCAAAAAUCCCAAGUAGUGUCAUUUAUGAAUUUUCCUGUCAAGUUUCAGCACAAAUUGCAAAUUUCACACGAUUCACCGUUCAGCUCUAUACUUCCAAACAAGAGCUCAGUAACACUUAUUACAUGUACACUCAUGAAAAACUCAAAAUUUUGAGUGUGAGCCCAAAACAAAGUUGGACCUAUGAAAACAUUCUAGUGACACUUGCUGUCGAAGGAAUUGAUCUUUCCCUCAAAAAUGUUCAAGACGUACGAGCCAUGUUUGGUUCCUUCCUUACUAGUGAGCCCUGUAGUGUGGAAUCAAGCACCAGUAUUACUUGUAAAUCUCCAAAACGUGAAAAAGGUUUCACAUCCAUUUCAAUUAGUUAUAAUCGAAGAGAUUGGUACUCUUUGAAUGGUGAAAUUUAUAAUCCUUCCACACUUUCUGCUGCAGCCAAGUCCAUGUUUGAAUUUGUGGCUUGUCCUGCCGGUUAUGGAAGUCCAUCUUUUAGAGAACCAUGUUUGGAAUGUAAGCCAGGAUUUUACAAACCCAAUAAUGGAAGUAAUGAUUGCAUCAAAUGUGCUCAAAGUUCAUAUUCCACAAGUUAUCGAGCAACUGAAUGCAUUCAAUGUCCUGUGAAUUCUUUCACACUUGCAGAAAGUGCAAAUUCUCUAGAGCUCUGUAUUUGUAAAUCUGGUUACUAUUUGAAUCCAAAACCUAAAUCGGACUUGUCAGAUUAUUGUCUACCUUGUGAUCCUACUAGUAUGAUUUGCAAUCCAGGAUCUAAACAUCCCUUACCAAAAUAUGGUUAUUGGAUUGGAACACAUGAUAAUUUUACUGUAUAUAGUUGUGUUCCAGCAGAAGCUUGUGGUGGAUAUUCCAUCAACAAUUGUACCGCUGGUUACAUUUCUGGAAAAUGUGGAGCUUGUGAUAUUGGUUAUUACAAAUUUAAUGGUUUUUGUUCCAAAUGUGGAUCAGAUGCUAUUUGGAGAUUAUUAGGAUUUGGUCUCGUGAUGAUUGUCGUUGUUUUGGCCUUCUUAUUAAUUAGUAGUAUUAAGGUGGCUCACUUGGCCUCUAUUUCUAUUGCUCUUUCAUUCUUCCAAGUUGUUGCCAUGUUCACAAAAUAUCAAAUCAAAUGGCCCGUAGCUAUGGAAUAUUCUUUUACAGCAAGUUCAGCAACUAUUUUCAACUCUGAUUUUAUUAAUCCUAAAUGUAUCUUUGCUGAGAUGAGUCACGUCACGAAAUGGUACAUUGUCACACUGUUCCCAUUUUAUAUUUUAAUAUUAUUUAUCGUGUUAUUUAUUUUGGGAGUGAUUCGAAAUGCCAUUGUGAAUCGAUAUGGACAUUUAGUGAAAUACGAAUAUUGGGAACCUUAUCGAUAUCAUGACGAUUUGAACGAAGCUGAAUUUUUAAUGCAAAAAGAAAAAGAAAAACAUGAAACAAUGAAACAAAAGAUAAUUCGACUAAUCAAAGAGCAAGUCUAUGAUUGGAAGAUUUGGAUCAAAAACUUAUACGUAUGGUUGAGAAAUCUCUUGGUGUGGAUGUGUAAAGAAAAGAUGACACCUCGUCAGAUGAAAAUUUUCUUUAACCAACUGAUCAAUGGAUUUACUGCAUUUCUCAGUUUUACUUUUGCUUUUAUAAUUUCACAAGCAAGUGACAUUUUCUAUUGUAUUUCACAACCUGACCAUACGUGUGCACUUGUUGCAAGUCCAGAUAUUAAUAUUGGAGAUCCACAAUGGUAUGCCAUGUUACCAUUAUCAAUUUUAUACUUUUUAAUAUUUGGUUUGGGAGCGUUGGUCUUCUUUUUGGGUCUCUAUAUUUACAAGAAACAGUUGAAACUUCAAAUUCGAAGAGAUUUAUUAAUUCAUAAUCCUGACUUGUCGAAACAAGAGUUGAAGAAGAUGAAAUGGAAAGCAAAGAAUCCAGUCUUGUUGGAGAGAGUGAAAGAUUUUGAUUUGAGAUUUAAAUAUAUACAAAUGAGAUUUAAAAAGAGAUUAUUCUAUUGGGAAAUUAUAAUCACGUGUAGAAAGUUGUUGCUCUCAAUUUUCAAUACCUUUUUAUUGCCGUUACAAACAGUGACAUUUGCAUUGAUCACAGUAUUUGUGGCAUUUUUAUUGCAUUCACAAUAUGUACCUUUCAAGACCAAAUUCCACAACUUGCUUGAAUGGGUGUCAUUGGUGUGCACCGAGUUGGUGUUAUUCUUUGGAUUAUUGUUUUUAGUGGACAACAAUGUUUGGUUAGGAAACAGUUCUCUUCGAAGUUUCUGUGAAUGGAUUGCCAGUAUUGUCAUUGUGACCUCCAUUGUUAUUGUGUUGGGCAUGUUGAUUUAUGACAUUUAUGUGAGAAGAAAGAAAGACAGGAAAAAGGAACGACAAGCACGUCUGGAAUUGGAAAAGAAGUAUGGUAAAGAAAAUGCCAAAAAACUGCAACAGCUCUAUAACAAACUCUUUGGUAAUGCCAUGACUAAUAUGACCAAAGUUAUUUUACUCGAUGAAGACGAACAAGAAAAGUGGCACAUUAUUGAAAACCCAUUGUGUGAGCACAAUGAUGAAUUUGAAGACGAUGAAUGGGAAGUUGUUGAGAAUGAAUUAUUUAUUCCAGAUGAUCAAGCUGCCUAUGCAAGAAUGAAAACUGCCAAACGAAAAGUAGAGUUCAAUUUGACUUUGUUUGAAUCAGAUCAUGAGUCCAGUGAUGAAGAUGAGUGUCACACCAUUCGUGACAUCAUGGAAGGCCUUGUGAAUUUGAAACGUAUCCGAAAGAAGGUUCGACUCGCAAAGGCAAAGGGAAGAAAAUGA